AUGGCGAGCAACUACGGGCUGGCUGCGCAGUGCCAGCUGAGGCGGGACGAGCUGCACGAGCUGCUCACUCUUUCGGCGGUGGCCACGCAGGCAGACGGCGGCGGCAGUGGCACGUCCAACGGGAAUGCCGUGCUGCCGCUGUGGCGCACGCUUCUCACGGCGGCGCACGUGCGAGCGCUGGUGCUGCACGCGUUGGUGCGUGUGUCUGUCCCAAAGAGCAAGCAGCAGCUCCUCAUCCGCGGUAACAAAUACACUAACGCUGGCGGUGGCGCGGGUGCCUCUGCGGAGAAUAAUAAUCAUCAUCAGCAGCAGCAGGUUUACCGUGUAGGGCAAAUAGUGGCGCUGGUGCCG
This is a messenger RNA of Trypanosoma grayi, 351 nucleotides long. RefSeq lists its product as hypothetical. The transcript has a single exon. The annotation marks the transcript as partial. Lineage: Eukaryota; Euglenozoa; Kinetoplastea; Trypanosomatida; Trypanosomatidae. The record is from RefSeq and is a predicted model, not a curated record.